Messenger RNA from Spinacia oleracea (spinach), 1053 nucleotides. RefSeq lists its product as uncharacterized. Gene Ontology annotation, molecular function: protein binding. The coding region runs from base 251 to 895 and encodes 214 amino acids. The transcript has a single exon. The record is from RefSeq and is a predicted model, not a curated record. Lineage: Eukaryota; Viridiplantae; Streptophyta; Magnoliopsida; Caryophyllales; Amaranthaceae.
UAUUACGGAUUUAAAAAAUGAUCCAAAUUUUUUUUAAACAACCUUUUCCAACCUAUUGCACUGAUAAAAUUAAAUAGUGAAAUAGAAAUUGCAAAUUGAGGAAAAAAAAGGAUGAAAACCAUGAAAUUGAGCAUGUAAAGAUGAAAAAAUCAGAAUGAUGCGCCACAAAAAGUGUACAAAUUAAAUAGGCACCCCACUGGGUUACCUGAAGAAUCUCAGCUUCAGGAGCAUAAUCUUACAAAAAUCGAAGAUGCAAAUGCUGUCAUCAGAAACAGUGAUUCAGAUAGCCUUUCUACUUCUAACCCUAGCUAUCUUCCUCGUCAUCUACAAUCUUCCGAAGAAAGCCUUCUCGAAGCUUCGAUCUAACAGCCGCGCCGCCUCUCAAGCGAACCGCCACUUCCUCAACGGCGCGCAGCUACUCAGCCGUGCUAGAUCCACGCGCCACCGAGCUAAUGCCGAAUCCUUAGCCAAACACGCCGUCGCUGAAGCUGACAUAGCUCUCUCUCUCCUCCCUCGCGAUGCCGCCUCACUGAUCCUUCGUGCCCUGGCGCUCGACGUCCUCGGCCGCCGAACAUCGGCGCUCCGGUCUCUCGACGCCGCGCUUUCACCGCCGACAUCGAAGUCUCUCUCCGGGAGAGAGAGGGGGGAUGCGCUGGUGAAGCGAGCCGAGUUACAAUUGGCUGUGAAUCGGAGGAGAAGAAUUGACUCGGCAUUGUCGGACCUGGUUGAAGCGGUGAGUCUGACUCGGGAUAAUCCGAAGGGGUUUUGUUUAUUGGGCCAGUGCUAUGAGAUUAAAGGCAUGAAAGAGGAGGCUUGUGAAGCUUUUCGAGAGGCCCUAAAAGUUGAGCCCGAAUCCACUGUGGCCCGUGAAGGUUUGGACAGACUGAAGUCAUGAACUCGUAACCCAUUUAUUGUUAACUUUUGGUGUCCUAAUUUUGUGUUGGAUUUUCCUUGGAAAUUAAAUGAUACUUCACCAUAUGCUGUUUCUGUUAAUUUUAUGCUUUGUAUGUUGUUUAAACAUAUUUUCUUUGUUUAGAAAUUUUAAUCAGCAUA